Molecule: messenger RNA, 2139 nt
Organism: Cyphellophora attinorum
Lineage: Eukaryota; Fungi; Ascomycota; Eurotiomycetes; Chaetothyriales; Cyphellophoraceae
Exons: 2
Coding region: 1-2139 (712 amino acids)
Source: RefSeq, a predicted model, not a curated record
AUGCCCAUGCGUGUGUUGACUCUCACUCUCCUCGUCCCGGCAGUCACCGCCAGUCUUCAACAUGUCCGACUCAAUAAUGCGCGCAAACAUCCUCGCGACGUGCUCAAUGCUGAAGCGGCGGUCUGUCCGGCAGUGCCUACCACGACCGUGCAUGUCCAGCCAGUCUACUACAGCGGAUACUUCGAGUACGACACGGUAAUCGAUCCUUUUGGCUGUGGGCAAAGCUAUACCGUCACGAAUUGCCCGACCACCAUUAUCAUCUACUCUACCAUAAGUAGUACCUUCUAUGCCACGGAGACAGUCACAACAGAGGAAGUGUCGUAUCUCUCUACAGACAGCGACACUGCGACGGGGCUGGGCACGUUGUCUACUGUGUCAACCUCCGGGGGUCUUCUAGGAACAACAAUAUCGUCGACAAGUGCCGGAAGCGCUUCAUUCCAGACGACAGUCACUGGCGCUUCGACCUCAGCGAACUCAGACGAUAGCUUGGCAACAGUGACAAGCUUGUCAAGCAGCACCGCAACGUCAUUAGUCUCAGCCAGCAGUUCCACUACUAUACAAGCCUCCGUCGCGCCAAAAAGCCUGGCGUCGAGUACUAGUACUAGCAUCGACCUGGGAUCGAGCUCGGCUGGUCCAAGUACAACAGCCUCAGCUGUGUCCGACUCUACUACGGCUACAAAUGCCACUGUCUCAAGCACGUCUUCCCCCCUCUCCACAUCCAACUCGAGUCCAACAUCAACAGCGACAUCAAAUGCGACAAACUCGACCGCGCCUGGUCUGUUCAUUGGUGAAGGGUUGCCGUCAGGUACGGUCUUUACUUUGCCUGAAGAGCAGUUCAUCAUUCUUGCGCUUGCUGGCGGAGGAGGUGGAGUCAGGCGAAGCAUACCGAACAUCCUACGCAGGCAGGCUUCGGACGGCUCGGACUCCGUUAUCACGGUAGUCGACCUCUCCGACUCUAAUGGUGUCGUGCCAAGCGUAGAUCAAGACAGCUGUGACUAUGCGACCACCUUCGUACUUCGUGGUGAUCAGAUUCUUCAGAACGGCACCAUUAUCGGGAAAGCCCUGGGCGCGAGAUCGGUCCCACUUGUAAUAUCGGAAACAACUGAAGUCAAUACAACCUUCUUCCUCAGCAAUGGGUACCUUGGAUGGGACACGACCGACGUUGGUGCUGCGGAGUUCUACAACUGCAACAGUGGACUGGUCGCAGCAUUUUCUGGCGGCGACACUGCAAGUUGCAGUACUGUAACUCUGGGCGCUGUAGCUGGUUCCGCUUGCUCCAGCAGAGUGGCGAGGACUCGUGCUGUCAAUGAGGCAUUUGCUGCGCCGACUCCGGCAUCUGCUACCUCGAGCUCGGACAAUAGUACUACUGCCUCUUCUACCUCGACCAGCGAUCAAAGCGCCCUGUCCACCUCCAGCGGUGCUACUGACUCCCCAAGCACAUCACAAACUCUGACGCUAGCAAGUCCGACAUCUCUUCAAAGUAGUGACGUAUCGACCUCGAGCUCCGCAACUGAUACCAUCACGAGCAGCAGUGUGCUUUCAGCGUCGUCUAGCAUCGUUGUCAAUGGGAGCAUCACAGCGUCGUCCGGUAGCUCAUCGGACCAAAGCAUCACGCUGUCCCCCACGAGCACCAGCACAACCGGCACACUUGUCAAUAGUACACUAUUGACUUCCUCUGUCCAGCCGACAACGUCAGACGUAACUUCAUCAUCGGCUAGCAUUGACAUAUCAGCCACGGACGUCUCGAACGGCGGCAGCACUGUCAGCACGGUCUUUUCAUCCUCAGAUAGCCCGGGCACAGGAUCGACUCCAACUGUGUCAUCGUUGACCGUGACUUCUCAAGUUUCGGCUCUUUCAUCCGCCUUAACGACCAGCAUCUUGAACUCGUCAAACUCUGCAUCUGCAGCAGCCACAUCGAGCUCAAGCACCUACGCAGGGCUCUUCUGUCGUCUCAACCGUGUACACGACUUCUACAACAACCUCUACCAUUGUGUCGGUGGCAAACAGUACGACACCCACAGUAUCAGCGCCGGGCUCGACAACCGUAACCACUUUCAACACGACGACGACGACGACGACAGAUUCCCAGACCACUUCUACUAUUCCAAGCUCAGCCUCUGCUCUUUCCACAACGACUGA